Drosophila grimshawi is the source of this 483-nucleotide messenger RNA. RefSeq names its product sex-regulated protein janus-A. Gene Ontology annotation, cellular component: cytosol. Gene Ontology annotation, molecular function: protein histidine phosphatase activity. The transcript has 4 exons. Gene Ontology annotation, biological process: peptidyl-histidine dephosphorylation. Lineage: Eukaryota; Metazoa; Arthropoda; Insecta; Diptera; Drosophilidae. The record is from RefSeq and is a predicted model, not a curated record. The coding region runs from base 48 to 416 and encodes 122 amino acids.
UGCUAAAACCAGCUGUUUUUCGCCCGAACGGAUUUAGAUUUCUCAAAAUGACCGAAAAGGAUGUUUUGGCACUGCCUUUGGUAGACAUAGACGGCGCAGGUAUUUUCAAAUACGUUCUAAUAAAAAUCACUGGCAGCGAGGAUUCACGUGAAGUUGAAAAGAAUGUUGUUCGUGGAUAUGCCGAUUGUCAAUGGCAUUCGGAUAUCUAUGAUCGUGUAAUGGAGGUGUGUAAGGAAAAGGGCCUGGACACUCAAUGCCUGGGUGGAGGACGCAUUGAACACAAUCCAGAUAAAAAGUACCUCAAGGUCUAUGGAUAUUCACAGGGCUUUGGGAAAGCUGAUCACAUGGAAUCAAAAAGAAUCUUGCAAACCAAGUAUUCGGACUACGAAAUCGAAACAACCGAUGAGGGAUAUUAGUUGCACUCGAUAUUAUUAUUUGAGCAUACGUCAACUUAAUUUAUAAAUUAAAUAUGUAUCACUUAUG